AUUGUUUCGAGACUUCAAACGGAUUGACACAAUGCGAUACGUGAGACCAAUCAUUAUGAACAGCACUGGCGGAACACGAAUUAACGUCUCAUUGUCGCUUCUGAAAAUAAAUGAUAUGGUUGAUCGAGACGAGAAACUGACAACAACAGUUCAACUUAAAGUUGAAUGGUCUGACUACCGGUUACGUUGGAACAAGACAAAAUACGGAGACUUACAGGCCAUGCAUCUACCUGCUGAAAUGUUGUGGAUGCCUGAACUUGAACUCAUGAAUGGGUUUGGUUAUACCCAUAUUGACAUCUCCAAGCAGAUGGUCCGAGUGUUCUACAAUGGUACUGUCUCCAUCAAGCGUGUGAUGCACCUGGAGACAAGCUGCACCCUUGACGUCACAUUCUACCCGUAUGACUUCCAGACGUGCAACAUUACAAUCGGCAGUUGGAACUGGAACGUUAACGAGCUAUUAUUCUCAAAUAACGGAAUGUCUGUUGAUGAAUAUGAGUUGAGUAUGUUGUGGAUUCUCGUAGGCACAUGGAACCAAUCAAUGAUUCGUUUGAUCAUGAAUGAAACGGAAAGUGACGGUUUCAGUUGUAUCGUAUUUACGUUGUAUUUGGAGCGUGAGGAUUUGUUUUAUAGCGUUCACUUGAUAUGGCCGACUAUUGUGAUCGCUCUAAUGACUUGUCUUGCAUUCUUUCUACCAGGAGCAGCUGGUGAAACUAUAGGACUCGCAGUGUCUUUGUUGUUAACGUUCACAGUGUACUUGCUGUUCACUGCAGACAAGAUGCCCGAGAACUCCCGCAGCAUGCCUUUAUUGGGUAUCAUCCUCAUGAUUCUGCUCAUGUUCUCAGCGUCAUCUAUAUUAUUUAAUGUAAUACUACUUGUGUGGCAUCAUCUUGGGGAUGAAAAAGAAAUGAACAUAUGUCUCAGAAAAUGUGUUUUCGAUUGUAUCGGGCGUGUCACCUGUAAGUAUCUCCUCGAUGAAGAGCCCACCAGGGAGAUCAGCAGGGUUAAUCCAGAAAUAACUGGUAAAAACCAGUUUACUCCAGGAACACUAACGACAAACCUGACCUAUGACGCAAACACCA
Owenia fusiformis is the source of this 1079-nucleotide messenger RNA. The record is from the annotation of a GenBank genome assembly. Lineage: Eukaryota; Metazoa; Annelida; Polychaeta; Sabellida; Oweniidae.